Molecule: messenger RNA, 2701 nt
Organism: Ochotona curzoniae (black-lipped pika)
Lineage: Eukaryota; Metazoa; Chordata; Mammalia; Lagomorpha; Ochotonidae
Gene: PAQR7
Product: progestin and adipoQ receptor family member 7
Exons: 3
Coding region: 696-1733 (345 amino acids)
Biological process (GO): response to steroid hormone
Cellular component (GO): plasma membrane
Molecular function (GO): steroid binding; nuclear steroid receptor activity
Source: RefSeq, a predicted model, not a curated record
GCCCGGGCCGGGAAGAUGGAGCGGAGUGGACGGCGGGAUGGGGGCCGGGGGUGGUGGCACCGGAGGAGGGAUCCCAGCAGGGACCCGGGAGACCGGAAGGAGAGUGGGUGGUCCCAGCCGGGGCACUGGAGAACCCGAGGCCCGAGCAGCCUCAGUGCCUGAGGAUGGGGACGCACACUCCGGUGUCUGGCCUUAAACCUGUUGAUUUUCAGGACUUCCAGAAAUUUCCUUGGGACCGGCUCAGAACCCUGUGGGGGCUGGGUCAAGGUCAAGGCUUUGGAGUUCUAAGAGCUUUUUGGAUUUUCAGAACCUAGCUGCACCUGGUGGGGGAAUGUGGGGACACACAACUACAUCCCACGUUUGAGCUCCUGUUGGAGAGAGACCUGGCCCUGCUGCCCUGGGAUUUGUGUCACCGUGGGCUCCUUGAGUGAGAGGUUGCCCCUUCCAUCUUCAGGUCUCCUGCCGGGAGGUGCCCCGUUCGGGGAGGAAGGAGGCCUUAACCAGUUCACCAGCGCUCCUUGGCCCUGCUGUCCUGCUCCAGGACCCCUCCUGGGCAGUGCUGAGUCUGCCCUGGGGAUCAGGAACCUGCCACGUUGGCCUGACAUCCAUUAACCCGGCUGUGGACACGCGGCCUCAUCUUGCCUCUGCCCUCACGUGCCCUGUGAACUUGGCUCCCUGCCUAGGCCUCCACAGCCAUGGCCAUGGCGGUGGCCCAGAAGUUCAGCCACUUCCUGUACAAUCUGCGCCAGGCCACACAGGUGUCUCCGCAGCCAGAGCCUGUCUUCACAGUGGACCGGGCCCAGGUGCCGCCCCUCUUCUGGAAGCCCUACAUCUAUGCUGGCUACCGGCCACUGCAUCGGACCUGGCGUUUCUACUUCCGCACACUCUUCCAGCAGCACAAUGAGGCGGUGAACGUCUGGACCCACCUGCUGGCGGCCGUGGUGCUGCUCCUGCGGCUGGCCAUCUUCAUGGGGACCGUGGACUUCUGGGGAGACCCACACGCCCUGCCCCUCUUCAUCAUCGUCCUCGCCUCCUUCACCUACCUCUCCUUCAGUGCCCUCGCUCACCUCCUGCAGGCCAAAUCUGAGUUCUGGCAUUACAGCUUCUUCUUCCUGGACUACGUGGGUGUGGCUGUGUACCAGUUUGGCAGUGCCCUGGCACACUUCUAUUAUGCCAUCGAGCCUGCCUGGCACUCGCAGGUGCAGGCUGUGUUCCUGCCUACAGCCGCCUUUCUUGCCUGGCUUUCCUGUACAGGCUCCUGCUACAACAAGUACAUCCAGAAGCCCGGCCUGCUGGGCCGCACCUGCCAGGAGGUGCCCUCUGCGGUGGCCUAUGCCCUGGACAUUAGCCCCGUGAUACACCGCAUCUUGGUGUCCUCUGAUCCAGCCACAAAUGACCCGGCCCUUCUCUACCACAAAUGCCAGGUGGUGUUCUUUCUGCUGGCUGCCGCCUUUUUCUCCACCGUCAUGCCUGAACGCUGGUUCCCUGGCAGCUGCCAUGUCUUUGGGCAGGGCCAUCAACUCUUCCAUGUCUUCUUGGUGCUGUGCACGCUGGCUCAGCUGGAGGCCGUGACGCUGGACUACGAGGCCCGGCGGCCCAUCUAUGAGCCUCUGCACACGCGCUCACCCCACAACUUCGCGGGCCUCUUCCUGCUCACCGUGGUCAGCAGCGUCCUCACGGCAUUCCUCCUGAGCCAGCUAGUGCGGCGCAAACUCGAGCAGAAGACCCAGUGAAGGGGGAGGCAGUCGGUCAGGAGGGAGGCAUCAUGGGGGGGACAAGGGUCUGGGCUUGGCUCCAGUGGGGAACAAGGCCUGGUAAAGUUGCUUGUGUCUGGCCUGCAAUGACUCCCUGUGCAUGCAACACCAAGGGUGGUACUAGCCCACCUUGGAUCUGGGGACUGCCUUGGAGCUGCUGGGGUCUACUCCGGACCUUUCUCAACUCACUGUGCUGGGAGAGGGAACGACAUGAAGGUUUGGGCCCUCUUGGCAUGCCCUUUCCUUGCCUCUCACUAGGAGUGAGACUGGGGGGUCAACUUGGAUCAGGAUCCGGGUUUGGAAGCUUCCACAUGGUCUGAGAGACAGGGGCAGCCUCAGCAACCCACUUCUACUCAGAUUUCACUAGGGAAUGAAGAAAGGGCAGGCCCAAACUUGAUCCAGAAUCUUAACUGUUGCUUGAACUGGAGUCUGGAGUGUUGGGGCUUGGGAGAGCCCCUGAAGUAGAAGACUGUGUAAAUGGAUGCCACCUGGGACCCCUUAAUUCUUCAGUCACUCUCCAGUCACUGCUCCAGGAGCCUCUGUCUCCUGGCUCUGGCCUCUCUGUCCCCUGCAGCUUGCUCCCAGCUUCUCCCGUGAUUUGCUGGUUCAUGAUUCAUGGUGCAUUCAGUGCUGGCUGAGACAGAGGCAAGCCACCCAGCUGAGCCCUGUGGUUCAAUGCAGGAUGGAGAAGGCUUUCCUGUCUGGGUGAACUGUCAGGGGAAACCCAAGGGUGGGAAUAACCGGUUUUUCCCAGGACACUUGGGGUCUUAGGUUGGGAAGGUAAGCAGAAGCUUGCUUAAGGACGAUGAGAAGGGACAUUACAAUAAUAUGGGGAAAUGUGUGCAAAGGUCUGGGGUGCAGAAGGGAGAGUUCGGGGUGGCUGGUGUAGUGGUGAUGAAUUCUGAUGUGUUCUCAAUGCAAAUUAAAGUUAUUCUAACUAGAGCUGC